GUUGUUGUUGGUUUCGCCUCGACUCGACUCAACUCGGACAUUUAAAACUUAUAUUUCUAGGGAUAUUAUUUAUAAUUCAGCUCUACAGUCAGGUCUCGGCUGAAGUCUUUUCCCUCUCUUGCUCCUGACCCGUGUGUUGGAGACGAUGCGCCACGACGAUUCAGCCGCCAGCCGGAGGAAGGGCGCCACCCCGAAACGUCGGCCCCAGCAGGCGGGACCGAGCACCUCCGGUUCAAAGUCACGGUCGCCGAGGAGGAGCGGAGUUUCAAGGGUUUCUGCUGCUGCGUCUCCAAGGAAGAGGAGGUUUCGUCCAGGAACCAGAGCUUUGAUGGAGAUCCGUAAAUACCAGAAAGGCACCGACCUUCUGCUCAGGAAGGGACCUUUCUCCCGCCUGGUCCGUGAGGUUUGUCAGAGUAUUUCUCAUGAAGAUCUCAGGUGGCAGGUGUACGCACUGAUGGCCCUGCAGGAGGCGGCGGAGGCGUUCCUCGUCCGGUUGUUUGCCGACGCCAACUUGUGUGCCAUCCACGCCAAGCGGGUCACCCUGUUCCCCCGCGACGUCCAGCUGGCCAGAAGGAUCCGAGGAGCCGACACCAUGUGAAAAAAACCCCCACUUUUUUAAUAAGAACUUUUUUUUCUAUGUUCCUGCAGCUUGAGUUUGCGUUCGGCUGCAGAUUUUAAACCUACAACAUCGUUGGGAUUCAUGUUUUUUAGUUUGUGAGAGAAGAUUUUGACUUUGCAGGUUUUUAAAAAAGGACAAAUGUUCACUGAGGUUGAACUCCUUUUUAACAGUAAUCAUCUUUGUCGAGCAGUUAAAUGAAUCUGCUGUCAGUAAUCAGUGCUUUGUA
Messenger RNA from Scomber scombrus (Atlantic mackerel), 845 nucleotides. RefSeq lists its product as uncharacterized. NCBI's taxonomy places the organism in Eukaryota, Metazoa, Chordata, Actinopteri, Scombriformes, Scombridae. Gene Ontology annotation, cellular component: nucleosome. The transcript is spliced from 5 exons. The record is from RefSeq and is a predicted model, not a curated record. Gene Ontology annotation, molecular function: DNA binding; protein heterodimerization activity; structural constituent of chromatin. The coding region runs from base 146 to 598 and encodes 150 amino acids.